GGAAGUCUCCAGGUACACCUCCGAACCCACACCGAGGAGAAGCCCUUCAGGUGCGACGUGUGCGACUACAGGUGCACCACGAGUGGAAGUCUCAAGUUACACCUCCGCACCCACACCGGGGAGAAGCCCUAUGGUGAAAGAAGGGAGCGCGGUGCAGGUGCGUUGUGUGACAAGAAGUUUGCGCGACGUGGCUGUGCGCGUUCUCACCAUCGCGCGGGAGAACAACAUCAGUCUCAACACGAAUGCCCCGUAUGCAACAGGAAACUUCAGGGUAGCAGUACGCUUCGUAUACACAUGCGCAUCCACACAGGAGAGAAGCCGUAUGAAUGUAAUGUUUGCAACAAGAAAUUUGCAAACAGUCACAGUCGGAAAGUGCAUCUCCGAACCCACACGGGGGAGAAACCUUUCGAGUGCACAGUGUGUGAGAGGAAGUUUGCGCAAAGCGGUGAUCUCCAAAGACAUGUGCGCACACACACAGGAGAAAAGCCCGCUGAAUGUACCGAGUGCGGCAAGAAAUUUGCUGACAAAAAGGGCCUGCUCGUCCACAGCCGGACCCACACCGGAGAGAAGCCUUACGGGUGCAACGUGUGCGACUACAGGUGCACCAUGAUUGGAAGUCUCAAGUUACACCUCCGCACCCACACCGGGGAGAGGCCCUUCGGAUGUCCGCUGUGCGACAAGAAAUUCAUGUCGAAUGCACACCUGCGCGAACAUCUAAAAACGCAUACAGGAGAAAAGACCUACGAGUGCUCUCUAUGCAACAGGAAAUUCAGUGGAAGUUGGGCAUUGCGACGUCAUCUCCAAACCCACACAGGAGAGAAGCCUCACGAGUGUACUGUCUGUGACAUGAAAUUUGCACUAAGAAGCAGUAUGAAAACGCAUAUCCGCCGUGUCCACACCGGAGACAGGCACUUCGAGUGUUCUUUUUGCAACAAGAAAUUUACCGACAGUAGUUAUCUGCGCAGCCACCACCUCACACACACAGGAGAGAAGGCCUUCGAGUGCAGUGUGUGCAAAAAGAAAUUUAGUGAAAGUGGAAAACUGAAAGUUCAUCUCCGAACCCACACCGGAGAGAAACCUUUUGAGUGCUCUGUUUGCAACAAAAGAUUUGCGCAUUCUUCGAGCCUGAAAGGACACGUUAUCCGAGUCCACACAGACUCCUCAAGAAAGCAAGUCAAAUGUACGGUUUGCGACGGGAACUUUUGGACAGACAAUGAGUUACGUUCACACCUUCGAACGCACACUGGUGAGAAGCCGUUCCAGUGUUCUGUCUGUCAGGACUCAUUUUCGCAUUCAUCCACGUUGCGAACGCACCUACUCCGCCGCCACCCCGCAGGAGAGAAGCCAUAGCGUCCAGUUGUCCAGUGCGGCCAGAAAAUUGUGCGUAGACGCCGUCGUCUUCAAACGACUUCAAUAAGUCAUUUCUAAAAAAAGGGGUUUUACUUGUUUGUUGAAUACUAAAAACAUUUU
Molecule: messenger RNA, 1470 nt
Organism: Frankliniella occidentalis (western flower thrips)
Lineage: Eukaryota; Metazoa; Arthropoda; Insecta; Thysanoptera; Thripidae
Product: zinc finger protein 26-like
Exons: 1
Biological process (GO): regulation of transcription by RNA polymerase II
Cellular component (GO): nucleus
Molecular function (GO): DNA-binding transcription activator activity, RNA polymerase II-specific; RNA polymerase II cis-regulatory region sequence-specific DNA binding
Source: RefSeq, a predicted model, not a curated record